AGGGUUAUGGUUCUCCCGCAUAACCUGUGUGCGCAUGUCCAAAAUGCCUUCCGUGCCAGACAUCGACACAUAGCGGUCUCGCACACAACGCAGAACCUUGGAAUCCUCUCUAUACUUCUCCGCUCUGGCUUCCUCCUCUCGCUUACCCGCGGUACCGUCCAACUGCCAUCACCAGAAGCUUUCCUGACCGUCGGUGACGCUAACCGACGGAUAUGGGCGGACUUGAAGUAUCGCGAUGACCGGCCGGUCCUCAAUGACAUGGAGCUCAUCAGCAUGCCCAGCAAGCCGAUCUUCAUGGACGUCAGCGAAAUUCGUCGGUUAUGCUCAGGACGACGCGCGCAGACGAUCAAGCCUCUGCGCAUGGGCGAAAUCGCAGUUGUGCAUACCAAAAAUCCGGAGUACGAGUGGCUUGAGGCGAGGGAAGCACUCCAACUUGGCCUGGGUGGUGAGGUGAUCUGUCGGGCUCGGUGAUACUGCUAGAUAUGGGUCUUCGUGUAAUUUAUCCACUCCCACCCUGAUGCGCCAGGAUUUUAUAUGACCGCUAGUAAUUAAGCCAGCUUUUGCUGCACUGUCUCAGCCGAGCUGCGUACGGAGCGUUGCUUUAUUUGCAAGUCGUAAUCUACAGGCGCGCUCUCUCAACACAAUUGUUCCAUCGCUGGAUAUAAAGCCUCCACGUUUACAAUUACAACAUAUUACAAACC
Molecule: messenger RNA, 701 nt
Organism: Postia placenta MAD-698-R-SB12
Lineage: Eukaryota; Fungi; Basidiomycota; Agaricomycetes; Polyporales; Adustoporiaceae
Exons: 2
Coding region: 7-471 (154 amino acids)
Biological process (GO): translation
Cellular component (GO): ribosome
Molecular function (GO): structural constituent of ribosome
Source: RefSeq, a predicted model, not a curated record